GGCCCCCGCGAGCUCCGGAGCGGCCAGUGAGUUCACACCCGGCUUCUGUUCAGCCUUGGACUGCGCGCAGCCAUCGCCGUCAUGCUCGGCGCCGCUCUCCGCCGUUGCGCUGUAGCCGCAGCCGCAGCCGCCCGUGCCAGCCCUCGAGGCCUCCAGUACUCAAGCCCGGUCCCCGGCCCCGCCGCCGCUGUCCAGUCUCUUCGCUGCUACUCCCAUGGGUCACACGAGACAGAUGAGGAGUUUGAUGCUCGCUGGGUGACAUACUUCAACAAGCCAGAUAUUGAUGCCUGGGAAUUGCGUAAAGGGAUGAACACACUCGUUGGCUAUGAUCUGGUUCCAGAACCCAAAAUCAUUGAUGCUGCUUUACGGGCAUGCAGACGGUUAAAUGAUUUUGCUAGUGCAGUUCGCAUCCUAGAGGUUGUUAAGGACAAAGCAGGACCUCAUAAGGAAAUCUACCCCUAUGUCAUCCAAGAACUUAGACCAACUUUAAAUGAACUGGGAAUCUCCACUCCAGAGGAACUGGGCCUUGACAAAGUAUAAACCCACGGAUGGGCUUCUCAAGGAUUUAUUCAUAAUGCUACUUGAUUGUAAACAGUCACCUGGAAAUACUGAUGAUAACAUAUUACCUUAUUUGAACAAGUUUUCCUUUAUUGAGUACCAAACCAUGUAAUGGUAACUUGGACUUUAAUAAAAGGGAAAUGAGUUUGAACUGAAA
Messenger RNA from Neogale vison (American mink), 715 nucleotides. RefSeq names its product cytochrome c oxidase subunit 5A, mitochondrial. The record is from RefSeq and is a predicted model, not a curated record. Gene Ontology annotation, biological process: mitochondrial electron transport, cytochrome c to oxygen. Gene Ontology annotation, cellular component: mitochondrial inner membrane. The transcript is spliced from 5 exons. The coding region runs from base 82 to 540 and encodes 152 amino acids. Lineage: Eukaryota; Metazoa; Chordata; Mammalia; Carnivora; Mustelidae.